AAUUUCUCCACUCUUAGUGUAACACAUCAUUUUUACCUAUAUUUUCUCUUCCCUAUACUGCUUUCUUCCUCUGGAAAAAGUGCUAAGAAUGGGAUCUACAGUCGGUGAAGGUGCACUAGUUCAUGUAUUUCUGGUCUCAUUUCCUGGCCAAGGACAUGUUAAUCCUCUACUUAGACUUGGCAAACGCCUAGCUUCAAAAGGCCUUCUUGUUACUUUCUCAGCACCUGAAAGUUGUGGUUCAGAAAUGAAAAAAUCCAACCCCAAAAUCACAACUAGUGAACCAAUUCCUUAUGGUAAUGGUAUGAUGAGAUUCCAAUUUUUCGACGAUGAUUGGGAUCAUUCUAAGCCGAAUGGAAACGGCUUAGAUUCCUACUUACAACAUCUUGAGCUAACUGGCAAGGAAAUUCUCCCAAAAAUGAUCAAGAAAUACGAAGAACAAGAUUGCCCUAUUUCUUGUUUGAUUAAUAAUCCUUUUAUUCCUUGGGUUUGUGAUGUUGCUGAAAGUCUUGGAAUUCCUAGUGCUAUGCUUUGGAUACAGUCUGCAGCUAGCUUUUCAGCUUAUUACCAUUAUUACCAUGGUUUAGUUCCAUUUCCUACUGAAUCUCAACUUGACAUUGAUGUUCGACUACCUUAUAUGCCUUUAUUAAAGUACGAUGAAAUUCCUAGUUUCUUGCAUCCUAGUACACCAUAUUGUUUUUUAAGAAGAGCCAUUUUAGGUCAAUACAAGAAUUUAUCCAAAUUGUCCUUUAUACUUAUGGAAACUUUCCAAGAACUUGAACAUGACGUAGUUAAUUACCUGAUUUCCAAAAAAAUUCCUAUCAAAACUGUGGGUCCACUAUUCAAAUACCCUAAAUUAGUAACUUCUACAAAUGAUGAUGUCCGAGGUGAUUUUAUGAAGGUUGACGAAAAUUGUAUAGAUUGGUUAGAUACAAAAUUGCCAUCGUCUGUGGUUUACAUUUCGUUUGGUAGUAUUGUCACAUUCAAAAGGGAACAAGGGGAGGAAAUAGCAUAUGGAUUGUUAAAUUCAGGGGUUAAUUUUUUGUGGGUAAUUAAGCCACCAACUAAAGUCCCAAAUUUUGAGCCAUUUGUGUUACCUAAUGGAUUUCUAGAGAAAGUUGGAGAUAGGGGAAAAAUAGUACAAUGGUGUCCACAAGAACAAGUGUUGGCACACCCAUCAGUGGCCUGUUUCGUGACACAUUGUGGAUGGAAUUCGACAAUGGAAGCGCUUUCUAGUGGUAUGCCGGUUUUGGCUUUUCCUCACUGGGGUGACCAAGUUACUGAUGCUAAAUAUUUAGUCGAUGUAUUUAAAGUUGGACUUCGACUAAGUAGAGGCGAGGCUGAAAAUAGGAUUAUUCCGAGGGAAGAAGUGGAGAAGUGCGUGAGGGAGGUUAUUAGUGGGCCACAGGCGGCGGAGAUGAAAGAGAAUGCGUUGAAAUGGAAGAAGGCGGCGGAGGAAGCAGUGGCAGACGGUGGCUCCUCGGAGAGGAACUUGCAAGAUUUUGUUGACUAUGUUAGAAGUGAGCAUGAGCAACAUAAAGGUGGUUAAUGCACCAGCUGAGGCACCCGAUGAUCAUCCAUAACUUCCGAGAAGGAAACAAGGUGGCCCAUAAAUUGGCCAAGGAUGG
This is a messenger RNA of Nicotiana attenuata, 1625 nucleotides long. RefSeq names its product cinnamate beta-D-glucosyltransferase-like. Bases 89 to 1546 code for a protein of 485 amino acids. The record is from RefSeq and is a predicted model, not a curated record. Gene Ontology annotation, molecular function: UDP-glycosyltransferase activity. The transcript has 2 exons. NCBI's taxonomy places the organism in Eukaryota, Viridiplantae, Streptophyta, Magnoliopsida, Solanales, Solanaceae.